Messenger RNA from Drosophila takahashii, 810 nucleotides. RefSeq lists its product as uncharacterized. NCBI's taxonomy places the organism in Eukaryota, Metazoa, Arthropoda, Insecta, Diptera, Drosophilidae. The record is from RefSeq and is a predicted model, not a curated record.
GAUAUUUUCUUUGCAACAAUGUUUUCGGUUUGAAAUUUAUAAAGCGGCGGUCGUCAAGAAAACCGUUUAUUGUACUUUUAGGAACCGUUUAAUUCAUAUCUCAACGCGAUCGAAAAAAUGCGUAACAAAUACUUUGCCGUUCUGAUAUGCGCUUCCUGCAUUUGUGCUUGCACUGCGGAUAGCUACUCCGGGGAUAUCCAAAACUCGAAUUCUUUGGAUUUCGGCAACGACAGUGGAGGCUACAGCUAUAGUUCUCCACCGAACAACAACUACCUACCUCCUGCCACUCCCGCACCAGAGUACCUGCCUCCAUCAAAUAAUGGAUACCAAUAUAAUCCGCCUCCAAACAACAACUACCUGCCCCCGCCGAACAACAACUAUCUGCCCCCUCCUCCUGAAUAUGGACCGCCUCCCGCAUAUCCUUCCUAUGGCCCACCGCCUCCUCCCUUCUAUAAGCCAGCUCUUCCAAUUCCCUACUCACAUGGCUCUUUUCUGGAACACCUGAAGUCCAAGAUCAACUUGUACACGCUUGGAAAGAUACUGCUCAAGCUGUUGAUAUUCAAGAAAAUUGUCAAGUUUAUUGGCCUGAUUUUCUUACUCUUGGUUUUGCCCAAGCUGAAAAAUAUUUUCAAGGACGAUAUGAUGUCUGGAUCUGGAGAGAGCAGCGAUGGAAUGGAAAGUAAAUUCGUAGAAACAGAUAAGGAUAAACUAGCUCAACAAAUUGAAGAUCUUUACGAUUUUGUAAUAAAUUCUAUAGAAAACUUUGAAGGACGAAGAUCAUAGAUUGAUACCAAAAGUAGUUAAAAAUGU